AUGCAGCCACUUGAUGGGUAUGAAGUGCUUAACAAGAUUGGUCAAGGAGGCUUUUCUUCUGUUUAUCGUGCAAUACACAAGCUUACACAUAUUCCCGUUGCUAUAAAAGUUCUUAGAAAGAAUCCUCUUGAAGAUCCAACUCAAGAUCAAAUUGUCAAGCGUGAAAUUGAAAUUCUCAAAAGAGUUAGGCAUCCAUUUGUAUGUUAG
This is a messenger RNA of Trichomonas vaginalis G3, 207 nucleotides long. RefSeq names its product protein kinase-like (PK-like) family. NCBI's taxonomy places the organism in Eukaryota, Parabasalia, Trichomonadida, Trichomonadidae. The transcript has a single exon. Gene Ontology annotation, molecular function: protein kinase activity; ATP binding. The record is from RefSeq and is a predicted model, not a curated record. Gene Ontology annotation, biological process: protein phosphorylation. The coding region runs from base 1 to 207 and encodes 68 amino acids.